Molecule: messenger RNA, 1806 nt
Organism: Naegleria fowleri
Lineage: Eukaryota; Heterolobosea; Eutetramitea; Acrasida; Naegleriidae
Exons: 2
Coding region: 1-1806 (601 amino acids)
Cellular component (GO): AP-5 adaptor complex
Source: RefSeq, a predicted model, not a curated record
AUGUCUCAACAGCAGCAACCUCCACCUUCACCAUCAUCUUCCAAAUCAUCCAUUCUUUCAUCAUCCACACAAAAUACAGAUCAAAGUUUAAUUCAAAAUUAUUUUUUAAUUUUUCAUUCAUCAUUGAAUCAACCUGCACAGAACAGCGAAAGAUAUAUUGAGAAAUUAAAAUAUGUCCCUCCGAUACAAAUUACUCAAAUAUAUCCGACAUUAUUAUUUAAAAAAUUAAUUCAACCAAAUUUGACGUCACGUGACCUCUAUGAUCUAUUGAGAGAAUGUUAUCAAAUUAUAACAUUACCUGUUGGUGUAAACCGAGGCAUUGAUUUCACUAAUCACAGUGGAAUUAUUUUAUUUUUAAUUAAAUUAUUAAUUAAUACUAAAACUACAAAGAAAAUCAAAGUAUUAAUCCUAUUGAUCUUGACUAAUAUAAAAUUGAGUGAAAUUUCACAAAUUCAUCAAAUCAACGAACAACAAAAUCCCUAUGUGAAAUAUAUUGAAUAUUAUACUAGAAUGUCUAGUUCUGAAACUUCACUCUUAGAUCAAUUAAUUCCUAUUCAAGACAAAUCUAUGAAUUCACUCCUUGAUGUUCUCUAUUUGAAUCACAAAUUUGAAAUUUCUGAUUCUACAAAAAUUCAAAUCUAUGAAUGUGAUGGUCACACCAUUCAUCCAUUAAUCAUUCAAGGAUCAUCUAAAACAGGAAAUAGUAAUACCAUCUAUACUGUUUUGAAUCGAGUGAAACAUCAUUCAUCCUAUACAAUUCAAUCGAAUUAUUGUUUUAGUAUUUUGAAACAAGAAUUACUUCAAAAUUUUGAUUCUCUUUCCAAACAACAAUUACAAACUAUUCUCAAAUAUAAUUUAAGAAUUAUGCAGCAAUCUGAAUACUUGUUUCAAUUGAAUGAUUGUGAUAGUAUUUCAUAUAUGGCAAGUGUUCUACUCGAAUCUAUCUCACAAAUGGAUAUUAUUUGUUUCAGAGAUUCCAAUUUUGUAAAUCAAAUAUUUCCAAUUCUCAAGAAAAUCUUUUUAACCAUCUCGAAUAGUAAUCAUCCAUUAGUGACCUCUUCAUGCGCAUUGGUACUAUUAGAAUGUGUGAAAUUCUUUAUUCAUCACUCCUAUACCUUCAUUUAUGAUCCAAAUAUGUUGAUUGAAAGAUUCUUUUCAAUUUAUUGGACUCACUUUAAAACAAAUUUAUUAUUGCAUUUGGAAUUAUUGAAUAUGCUCAUUUUAAAUCAUUCCUUUAUUGUGGAGAAUGAUCUUUCCUAUGUUUACAAAUAUUCCUACAAGACGAUCUUCAAUAUAUUUGCGAUCAUUCCAUACAAAGUUCAUCACUUGGUGCAAGUACUGUUACCAUGUCUCGUGAAUGAACAUUCAUUUACAGAUAUUUUUCACAUCUUGACAGAACUCUCUGAUCCUAUCUAUUCGAGUCAUGUGAACACUUUCUUGAAAAUUUAUUUUUCAAAAUGCAUCAAUGAUGAAUACAUGCAAGUAUUGAUUCCCAUCAUGAUUGAUAAAAUUAAUGGUGGUGAAAGUCAACAAACUAUUCAUACAGGUCCAAUUGAAACACAACAACACACUAGAAAUGUCUAUGAGGAUGUUAUUAUCGAACAAUUAACACAACAAGUUCACAAAGUUUACACGAAUAUGACCACAGCUCCUCUUUCAAAUACAGUCACUCAUCUCAGUGGAACCACAAGUAGUAGCAGUGCCAUUAUCAACAAGAUGAAAACAGUUCUUCACAGCAACAAUGACAAAUUAUUCCAAUCCGUGUGUUACGCAUUUGGAAAAAUUCCUCGAAUUAAUCGUUUAUGA